Molecule: messenger RNA, 909 nt
Organism: Lachancea mirantina
Lineage: Eukaryota; Fungi; Ascomycota; Saccharomycetes; Saccharomycetales; Saccharomycetaceae
Source: the annotation of a GenBank genome assembly
AUGUCGACGUCAAACUGCAGAUUCUACGAAAACAAAUACCCGGAGGUGGACGAUGUGGUGAUGGUCAACGUGCAGCAAAUUGCCGAAAUGGGCGCGUACGUCAAGCUGCUCGAGUACGACAACAUUGAAGGCAUGGUGUUGUUGAGCGAGUUGUCGCGUAGACGUAUCCGUUCGAUCCAAAGGCUGAUCCGUGUGGGCAGAAAUGAAGUCGUCGUGGUGCUCCGUGUCGACAAGGAAAAAGGUUAUAUCGAUCUGUCGAAACGUCGUGUUUCGUCAGAGGAUAUCAUCAAGUGCGAAGAAAGAUACCAAAAGUCCAAAGCGGUGCAUUCGAUCAUGAGGCACUGUGCGGAGAAGUUCUCAUUUCCGCUAGAAGACCUGUACAAGUCGGUUGCAUGGCCGCUAAGUCGAAAGUACGGCCAUGCGUACGAUGCGUUCAAGUUGUCUAUUGUCGACGACACCGUGUUUGAGGGCAUUGAGCCACCUAGCAAGGAGAUUUUCGAGGAGCUGCGUCUGUACAUUUCGCGCAGAUUAACUCCUCAAGCGGUCAAGAUCCGCGCCGACAUCGAAGUUUCUUGUUUUAGCUACGAGGGCAUCGACGCCAUCAAAGCUGCGCUGCAAGCGGCCGAGGACAUUUCUUCGGAACAAAUGCAGAUCAAAGUGAAACUAGUUGCCGCUCCGCUUUACGUGCUGACGACCCAGGCCCUUGAAAAACAGCAAGGUAUCGACCUGUUGGAAAAAGCUAUUGAGAAGAUCUCCGAAGUCAUUACAAGCCACGACGGUGUCUGCAACGUCACCAUGGCUCCAAAGGCCGUCACUGCGACGGAAGAUGCGGAAUUACAAGCGCUUUUGGAGAGCAAAGCUCUCGAAGACCAAUCCGAUUCCGAAGAAGAAGAAUCCGACUUCGAGUAA